AUGCUCCAUAUCCUAGGUUAUCUUGACGUGCCUGACCUGCUGCCUACUUCUCGAGCAUGUCACUACCUGCGCUCUCUCUGCGCGGACCCGGUCCUCCACCAAUACCGCCUCAGGCGCACUCGGCUCACCCUCCCUCCUUUACUAGCCAUGCACAACCGGCUUUCCCUGGAAGAUCUCAUUACCCGCUCCAUCUUCCUGACACACACGUCAGUCGUGUCUCGAAAACUUACUCGUUCCCUAGUCUCCAUCCGCCUGUCCCGUCGCCUAGCCGCUCGCCCCUCCCCCGAGGCCCUAGUUCAGCGUGCAGUGUUGCCUCCGGAAUGCGUCCCCGGCAUGGCGACUGUACACGUUGUCCCUGGUCUGGUGGCCAAGCGCAGGGCUAUCGAAAGGGAAAGGGUCAAGGAUGGUCUCAGGCGGUGGAUUGCUGCCAAGUGGCGCGGGGAAGUACAUGAGCGUGAGGAGAGGGCUCGCCACCGGGAUGAAGUACGUGGCGUGGGCCGGGUCUGGCGACUUACUCGAUUUUGGGAGCAGGUCGGCCGUGGAGAGCAACGUCUAGCGAUGCAUUAG
Molecule: messenger RNA, 567 nt
Organism: Akanthomyces muscarius
Lineage: Eukaryota; Fungi; Ascomycota; Sordariomycetes; Hypocreales; Cordycipitaceae
Exons: 2
Coding region: 1-567 (188 amino acids)
Molecular function (GO): protein binding
Source: RefSeq, a predicted model, not a curated record